UUGCCGUGAAGACGCUUUUUUAGUUAGUUUUUUUUUGGUCUUUUCCCAAAGAAUUUAAUCAGAAAGAACAUGGCUUUUAAGACGAAUCCACCAGAAGAAAACUCUACCUCUGAGGGGACUGACGAAUCUGGAGAUCAACCAGUGGUCAAGAUACCAACUAAGGAGGACAUUGAGAUACUGCAAAUGAAGAUCGAAGCAAACAACAAGGAGUUGAACGAUUUCUCUUGCUCCUUGGUCAAUGCCAUGCUUGCCAGCGUCGUAUUGUCGACCUAUUGCCCACCGGGUAGUGAGGUACUCCAACAGCUCAAAGCAUCCAAUGAGGACAUUGGUGCCUGUGUUGAAGAGGUGUCCAAACUUUCGGCCCUCCUCACAAAUAUCAAGGAUGAGUUGGAGAAACAUAAAUAAAAUCGAAUGGAAACUAGGACUGAAGCAAACUAUUAAUGAAAAUUAAAAAUGCAAUUUUUAAACAAA
This is a messenger RNA of Drosophila serrata, 471 nucleotides long. RefSeq lists its product as uncharacterized. The record is from RefSeq and is a predicted model, not a curated record. Lineage: Eukaryota; Metazoa; Arthropoda; Insecta; Diptera; Drosophilidae.